Messenger RNA from [Torrubiella] hemipterigena, 1421 nucleotides. The record is from the annotation of a GenBank genome assembly. Lineage: Eukaryota; Fungi; Ascomycota; Sordariomycetes; Hypocreales; Clavicipitaceae.
CGUCGCACAUACAUUAUAUUAUAUUAUAGUUUAUUUACCCCCUUCGCCAUAUAGUCUAGUUCUUCCUCUCGCUGCCUGCCCCGCGCCGCGUCACGUUGGCGUUCUUUCCUGCUCUGCCCACAGCUCUCCCCCUCCCCACCAACCAGCGCCCUGCGACGCGUCUCGCUAGGCAGAUCCCCACUGUAGCUUCGCGCGUCGUGUUAAGUGGUUGCUCUGCCCUUUUUCCUUUCCUCUCUUCCUUUCUCAGCGUUGACAUCUCCAAAGCGAACCUCUGUUUUUUUUUAAUUCUCCUGACAAUCCAUUGUUUGUCAAGCUUGCAGCCGUCCUAUUCUAAAACCUUUUUCUUCUUCUUCACAUACACAACUCUCAAAAUGUUGGAGGCUAGACUCGAACAGGCCAAUAUCCUCAAGAAGGUGGUCGACGCCAUCAAGGAUCUUGUCCAGGACUGCAACUUCGACUGCAAUGACUCCGGUAUCGCCCUCCAGGCUAUGGACAACUCCCACGUUGCCCUGGUAUCCAUGAUGCUCAAGGCCGAGGGCUUCUCUCCCUACCGAUGCGACCGCAACAUCGCCCUCGGUGUCAACCUGACCUCGCUCACCAAGGUGCUCCGCGCUGCCCAGAACGAAGACAUUCUCACGCUCAAGGCUGAGGAUGCCCCCGACGUGCUCAACUUGGUCUUUGAGAGCAGCGAGAACGACCGCAUUAGCGAGUAUGACUUGAAGCUCAUGGACAUUGACCAGGAGCAUCUUGGUAUUCCUGAGACUGAGUACGCCGCUUCCAUUUCCAUGCCCGCUGCCGAGUUCCGCAGAAUCUGCACCGACUUGUCUGCCAUGUCCGAGUCUGUUGGCAUUGAGGCCUCCAAGGACGGUGUCAAGUUCUCCUCCAACGGUGACAUCGGUAACGGUGCCGUCACCCUCCGCAGCCACACCAACAUGGACAAGCCCGAGCUCAACGUCGACAUUGAGCUCACCGAGCCCGUCUCCUUGACCUUCUCCCUUAAGUACCUUGUCAACUUCUGCAAGGCCGCCGCUCUCUCCACCCAAGUCAAGAUCUGCCUCUCCAACGAGGUUCCUCUGUUGGUUGAGUACAACCUCUCGGGAAGCAGUUACCUCCGCUUCUACCUCGCCCCCAAGAUCAGCGAUGAAGAGUAAAGCGACUAAGCAUCUAGCCGAUACAAAAUAGUCCCGGGAUAAGAAUGAAAUGUCGAAAUCGACGGGAGCCAUGCAUGAAUACAACAUGCGGGAGGCUGAGAGUAGAUGAUCACACACCUCCGUAAGGGAGAAAAAAAGAAGAAAGCGCGCUUGGUGGAAGACACGACACGGUAGCAUGUGAAGCGCUUGCGUUUUUUUUAUAGAGAAGGGCGUUGGAAGAGCACGGAUAUCAGUUUGAUAGCCUCACGAUAAUGAAAACACUGGUCACUG